AAUGUAAGCAAAUUUACCAGGUGGAAAUGGUCAUCUCAAGCCUAGUUUAAAAUUAAAUUAAAUUGUCUAUCUUGGUGCUCACAAUUCCCCUAUGUCAAAAUGUUAUGGAUGGGUAUAUGCUUAACAAAAUGUAACAAUAACAGAAUAGUUCGAAACUUAUGGUGCUAGGCAUUUCAAAAUUCCAUUACAUUGGCAUGUAUAAGAUGGAAUACCUUAAGUAUUUUUAUUUAAUUAAUUAGAUUGUGGUUGCACAUGAGGGAGAUGGGGGUUCCAAUUGCAAACUUAGUCUUGUAUAGAGAGCUUUGAAAAAUCCAGAAAAAGCCAUAGAACGUCUUAAAGAAUUAUUUGAUUUAGCAUUCAAAUAUCCUAAUGAAAUAAUGAUUGUGAAACUUGAGAGUAAAUUAUUAUGUAAUACAAAAAAUAAUGGGACAUUUGGAUGGGAUCGAAGCCUAAUUACUAAAAUGUUGCAUAGUUUAUUAGUCGAACUCAAAGGAGAAGAAAGAGCUAUAACAUUUUAAGAAAAUGAUCCACCUACUUUAGGUUGGUGUAGGGAAAAUCAAAAGAAUAUAUUAAUUACAAUUGAGCCAAGAGAAUAAGUUGUAGAAGAAUUAUAAAAUUAUACAUAUUAUUCAUAUAGAAUAGGAGCUCAAGUAGAUUGGGAAACUGAUCCUUUAGAGGAUGUUAAAACUGGUAAGGUAUAGAGAGGAGUAACAAAUAAGAAUGAUGGAUCUAUUUGGUCACCUUUUUUAGAAAUUCAUUUAAAUCCUGAAAAUUCUUUUAAGUAAACAUUUCUCUAUAUUAUUUAGACCAGAUUACUAAUAUAGAACUAAAUAUAAUUUCUAUUAACAUGUAAAAAAACGGUUUUUACAAUAUUAUCAUCAUUGUAGAAAGAUGCCUAAUUUUGUUGUUGCUGAUUUCUUAGAUUAAGGAGAUGCUUCAAUGUUUGUGGAUGAUGUUAAUCAAAUUAUUAAUGAAAAUGAUGGUUUUAAGCCAGAAUUAUUUUGA
Paramecium pentaurelia is the source of this 1005-nucleotide messenger RNA. The record is from the annotation of a GenBank genome assembly. Lineage: Eukaryota; Ciliophora; Oligohymenophorea; Peniculida; Parameciidae.